Vitis riparia (riverbank grape) is the source of this 3133-nucleotide messenger RNA. RefSeq names its product histone-lysine N-methyltransferase, H3 lysine-9 specific SUVH5-like. NCBI's taxonomy places the organism in Eukaryota, Viridiplantae, Streptophyta, Magnoliopsida, Vitales, Vitaceae. Bases 153 to 2840 code for a protein of 895 amino acids. Gene Ontology annotation, molecular function: histone methyltransferase activity; protein binding; zinc ion binding. Gene Ontology annotation, cellular component: nucleus. The transcript is spliced from 4 exons. The record is from RefSeq and is a predicted model, not a curated record.
CAAACUUCUACACCACUCUGUCUUUCUCCUUUCUCUUUCCCUGUUUCUGUGAUUCAAUCACUCACAAUCUCUCAAAAAUCCCAAGCUUCUUCUACUCUCACCAACAUUUACGAAGUUGAAGACAUUCAAAUCUUGAUUCAGAACAAUCUACAAUGGUUUUAUCAAUUCCUGGAACUUCCACUCUGAAGCCACCCAAAAAACGGCCAUUUGAAAACCAUGAUCACCAUCAAUAUCAAAGUUUUCCUCCAAAAUUCAGGCGUCCAAAGGUUGAUGCUGUGCGGGAUUGGCCAAGAUUGUGUGGAAAAUUUACUCCUCCAACUGAUUCAAAUGUAAUUGGAGAUAACAUUGCUUUUGGGACAGCUGGAAACUUGCAAGCUCCUGUCGCGAACGGUAUUCAGGGGAGCCCGUCCACAAUUGAUGCUGAAGUCACAAGGGAUAAAGUUCCUAGAAGUUAUCCUCCACGUAAAGUCUUGAAGAACUAUCCUGUUGUAAGGGAUUUUCCGGCAGGUUUCAAAUCUGCUUCUUCCUCUACAAACAAGAAUUCUGCUAGUGAGAAGUUCAAUGCAGAACCUAGACCAUUAGAAAUUAUAGAAACAUGUCCUAAAUCACUUGGAUGGGAAAUGCAGGGUGGCAGGGCUUUCAAUGGUGCCUUAGAAAGGAGUUCUUAUGAAGAAAGUAAUGAAGUUAAGAGGAAGAUUGGAGGGGAAGUUGGUGAAACAUCUGGUGCUGUGGGCGAAUGGGUUGGUGAUGCAAAAGAAGUCUGUAUUUUGCUUGGACAGGAAAUUCAGGUUGGGGAUUCUUUCCAAAGUGCCUUGGAAAGGAGUUCUUGCAAAGAAACUGGAAAUGAAAUUCAGAAUAACUUUGGAGGAGAUGUUGCUGAAACAUACAAAGUUGAGGUCAAAUGUGGUGUUGAUGCAAAAAAAAUGUGUACUUCACUUGGACAGGUAAAGCAGGGUGGGGGAACUUGCAACUGUGCUUUAAAAAGGAGUCCUUGGGAAGCAACCAUCAAUGAAUUUUGGGACAAGUUUGGAGAUGUUGGUGAAACAUCUGGUUUAUUGGUUAGACAGGGUGGUGACACAAAAGAAAUCGGCAUGCACCCCCAAUUAGAGCGGAAUUUGCUCCAAUUGGAUCCUUGGUGCCAGACUUUUGGAAAUAAAGCUGGCCGAGGCAAAAGCGUGUUGAGAAGUACUGGGAAGGAAGUUGAAAUAUGCAGCAAGGACCAGAGUUCCAUGGACCAUCAGACAAUUGUUAACAACAGUAGAGUGCAGGGGGCUCUAAAUCUGUUCCAAGAGUUAUUGGAAAAGCUCACACAUGAAGCAAGUCUAACAAUGAAAAAAGUUAUUAUUAGUAAGCUUCAUGUGGAGGCAGCAAUGACUCUCAAGAGGCAACAAAAGUGGGUUAACACAACCAAACGACUAGGACAUGUUCCUGGUAUUGAAGUUGGUGAUACGUUUCGUUAUAGGGUUGAGUUGUGUAUUAUUGGCCUUCAUAGUCAUUUUCAGAAUGGCAUAGAUUACAUGGAGAAAGAUGGAAAAAUAUUGGCCAUUAGUAUUGUUGAUUCUGGCCGUUAUGCCAAUGACAAGGAAUCUUCUGACAUCUUAAUAUAUUCGGGUCAAGGUGGAAACCCAAUGGUUGGACAUAAGCAGGCUGAAGACCAGAAACUGGAACGAGGAAACCUUGCAUUGAAGAAUAGCAUGGACGCUAAAACUCCUGUAAGAGUUACUCGGGGUUUUCAAGCUACAAAGGUGACUUCCCAGGGAUACACUUAUGAUGGUCUGUAUUUUGUGGACAAGUAUUGGCAGGAAAUAGGUCAAUUUGGUACACUCAUUUUUAAAUAUCAAUUGAAAAGAAUUAGAGGACAACCAAAAUGUAAUCUAAGAGAAUUCAAUGAGUCAAAAAAAUCAAAAGUACGCUGGAAAAUUACGUUCAAUGAUAUUUCACGUGGCAGAGAAUUGAACAAGCCGAAAAAAUCAAAAGUACGAAUGAAAACUAUUUUAAAUGAUAUUUCUCAGGGGAAGGAGGAGAGGCCCAUCCGUGUGGUGAACACAAUUGAUGAUGAGAAACCUCAACCCUUUAGUUACAUUGCCCGAAUGGUAUAUUUAGAGAGUUCCAACUGGUCCAUUCCAAGUGGUUGUGAUUGCACUGAUGGAUGCUCGGAUUCUGUGAAAUGUGCUUGUGUCCUCAAGAAUGGAGGAGAGAUUCCAUUUAACUGCAGUGGGGCUAUUAUUGAAGCAAAGCCUUGGAUUUAUGAGUGUGGUCCUUUGUGCAAGUGCCCUCCUUCUUGUAACAAUAGAGUCAGCCAAAAUGGUAUCAGAUUCCCAUUGGAGGUUUUCAAGACCAAAUCAACUGGAUGGGGUGUUAGGUCUCGAAAUUAUAUUCCAUCUGGAAGUUUUGUAUGUGAGUAUGCAGGCGAGCUAAUCCAAGACAAGGAAGCUGAACAAAGGGUUGGUAAUGAUGAGUAUUUGUUUGAUUUAGGUGGUGGAAUGAAUUGUCUCGAAUCGCAACUAAAUUCUUUUGAGGCCAUGGAUGAUUUACAAUCAAGUUCUUAUAAAGCCAAGGACUAUGGGGCAUUUGCCAUUGAUGCAGCCAAGUUUGCAAAUGUGGGAAGAUUUUUCAACCAUAGUUGUUCGCCUAACCUUUAUGCCCAAAAUGUCCUUUAUGAUCAUGACGACAAGAGGAUGCCUCAUAUAAUGCUAUUUGCUACCAAGAACAUACCUCCCAUGCGAGAAUUAACGUAUGAUUACAAUUAUAUGGUGGGUCAGGUUCGCGAUAUUAAUGGGAAAAUCAAGAAGAAAAGGUGUUAUUGUGGUUCUCGAGAGUGCACGGGCAGGAUGUACUAAGGAGUUUUGUCCUAGAAAUGUGCAGCUAUGGUUGAAUGGAGACUUGACUGUAACACAGACUUUUUUGGAAUCAAAUGAUGCUGGUAAUACACAAAGACUCUUGGAAUCAAAUGGUGACGACAACGGUAACAUAUGUGAUUUGAUCAAAGGAAAUUAAGGGUAGUUGUACAAAAUUAUUAUGUAACCAUGUAAUUAUGCUGAUUUAUGUGAAACUUAUUCCUCUAUAAGUUUCGAACCGAUGUACUCAAUAAAAAGCUAAUUUUUGAGGAAUUUUAGACAUGCUUUUGAUAAAA